Bombina bombina (fire-bellied toad) is the source of this 1074-nucleotide messenger RNA. RefSeq names its product neuronal differentiation 1 (gene NEUROD1). The transcript has a single exon. Gene Ontology annotation, molecular function: protein dimerization activity. Bases 1 to 1074 code for a protein of 357 amino acids. Gene Ontology annotation, biological process: nervous system development; regulation of DNA-templated transcription. NCBI's taxonomy places the organism in Eukaryota, Metazoa, Chordata, Amphibia, Anura, Bombinatoridae. The record is from RefSeq and is a predicted model, not a curated record.
AUGACAAAAUCGUAUCGAGGUAAUGGGUUGAUAUUGCCCGAAUCCCAGGGCUCAAGAGCGUGGGUUGAUGAAUGUCUGAGCUCUCAGGAUGAGGUGGACAAAAAGGAGGAAGAGCUGGAUGGUCUAAUGAAAGAAGACGACGAGGACUCAGUGAAUCAUCAUAACGAAGAGGAAAUGGAAGAAGAGGACGGGGAAGAAGAUGAUGAUGAUGAGGACGACAAUGAUGACGAAGAAAAUGAUGACGAUCAAAAACCUAAAAGACGUGGACCCAAAAAGAAGAAGAUGACUAAAGCCCGAGUAGAACGCUUUAAAAUGAGGCGCAUGAAGGCAAAUGCCAGAGAGAGGAACCGCAUGCACGGGCUUAAUGCUGCCCUGGACAACUUGCGCAAAGUUGUGCCCUGCUACUCCAAAACCCAAAAACUCUCCAAAAUAGAGACUCUCCGACUGGCUAAAAAUUAUAUAUGGGCACUUUCUGAGAUCUUGAGGUCUGGGAAAAGUCCAGAUCUGGUGUCUUUUGUACAGACCCUUUGUAAAGGUUUAUCCCAGCCCACCACCAAUUUAGUUGCUGGAUGCCUUCAGCUUAAUCCCAGAACUUUUCUUCCAGAACAGAACCAGGAUAUGCCACCACAUAUGCAAGCAGCAAGUGCUUCCUUUCCUCUGCAUCCGUAUCCAUACCAGUCGCCAGGUCUUCCUAGCCCUCCCUAUGGUACCAUGGACAGCUCCCACAUCUUUCAUGUAAAACCACACUCCUAUGGCGCAGCAUUGGAGCCCUUUUUUGAAAGCACUGUCACUGACUGUACUAGCCCCUCUUUUGAUGGGCCACUGAGCCCACCAUUGAGUGUUAAUGGGAACUUUUCAUUUAAACACGAACCUUCCGCAGAGUUUGAUAAGAAUUAUGCCUUUACCAUGCACUACCCUGCAGCCAGUAUAGCAGCAGCUCAAGGUCACGGAUCUAUGUUUGCCAGUGCUGCUCCAAGAUGUGAAAUCCCCAUAGAUAACAUCAUGUCAUAUGAUAGCCAUUCGCACCACGAACGAGUCAUGAGUGCCCAACUAAAUGCCAUCUUUCAUGAUUAA